AAAACAGUUCGUUGUGCUAGUUGGGGCCAUUCGCGCGUGGUUGAGAGGAAGCACGUAGCACGAUAUCAAGCUUUGGACCCACAUAGGACGCACUCAAGGCUCAAUUAUGCCCAUCGAAGGCCCAACUAGAACCCAAUUACAAGUAUAACUCCAUUCCCCUCCGUCCUCCCGCAUCAACUCGAACCGAAGGGACGACCGAGCGGAGUCUAGACUCGAGAGCAACCUCGACCUCCCGGAUCUCUCUCCCACCCACGCCUCGUCGGCGCCGUCGUCUGCUGCAGCGAUGGCCUCCCCCGACCUGCUCUUCAAUCUGCGGAACCUCUUCUACCUGGGCGCCUACCAGGCAGCCAUCAACAACAGCGACGUCCCGGGCCUCGACGCCGACGCCGCCGCUGAGCGCGACGCCAUCGUCUUCCGCUCCUACAUCGCCCUCGGCUCCUACCAGCUGGUGAUCAGCGAGAUCGACUCGUCAGCCGCUACCUCGCUGCAGGCCGUGAAGCUGCUCGCGCUGUACCUCACUGGAGACAAGGAAGGUGCUAUCUCCAGUCUCAAGGAAUGGUUGAGUGAUUCAGCAAUUGGAAGCAAUCCUGUUCUGCGGUUGAUUGCUGGAAUUGUAUUUAUGCAUGAGCAGGACUACAAUGAGGCUCUCAAGCACACACACUCUGGAGGAACUCUGGAUUUGCAUGCAUUGAAUGUCCAGAUCUUCAUCAAGAUGCAUCGUUCAGACUAUGCUGAGAAGCAAUUGAAGAUCAUGCAACAAAUUGAUGAAGACCAUACACUUACACAACUUGCAAACGCAUGGCUGGGCAUUGCUGUUGGUGGCUCUAAGAUCCGUGAAGCUUAUCUCAUAUUCCAAGACUUUGCUGAAAAGUACCCAAUGACAGGGAUGGUUUUAAACGGGAAGGCAGUCUGCUGUAUGCACAUGGGAAGCUUUGAGGAGGCUGAGACUCUGUUGCUUGAAGCGUUGAACAAGGACGCAAAAGAUCCUGAAACUCUUGCGAAUCUAAUUGUAUGUAAUCUCCACUUAGGCAAACCAUCAUCACGAUACCUCAGGUGGUGCGACGUGCUGGGAGUAGGAGGACCACAGUGAGAUUGUUGUGACUACCAGCUGAAGCUAUCGCAUCCUGACCAUGUGCUAGUUAAGAAUGCGGCAGCAUCAGAAGCGACCUUCGAGAGGGCCCUCCAAGCCGUUGCUUGAGCUCGACACACCCCACCCAGCCAGAUUGCAGGAAUCAGCACAUUCUGGUCUCUUCUCCAAUUACGAGUGUAUUAACCCAGAGUAUGGUGGUUUUGGUUGCCUGUAUCGUCGCUGUUAAUGCGACUCCGCCAGUCUUGUACUACAAACUGCUGUAUAAACGGAUAUGUCGAAUAUUGAAUCCUUACAUCUGUUGCCAAUACCAGUAUUUUGUUAUGUGA
This is a messenger RNA of Zea mays, 1416 nucleotides long. The record is from RefSeq and is a predicted model, not a curated record. Lineage: Eukaryota; Viridiplantae; Streptophyta; Magnoliopsida; Poales; Poaceae.